Messenger RNA from Entrophospora sp. SA101, 735 nucleotides. The record is from the annotation of a GenBank genome assembly. NCBI's taxonomy places the organism in Eukaryota, Fungi, Glomeromycota, Glomeromycetes, Entrophosporales, Entrophosporaceae.
AUGGAAAUACGUAUGCGUAUGCAAUUCGAAGUAUACCAUAUUCCAAAAGGUUAUGAGGUGUUGUUGGUUCCUAGAGAUGAUUCAAACUUGUCACCUGUGAACAUUUUGGCCACCACAAAACGUAUUUCACCUGCUACCGCUGCUGAUAAUUUAAAAAUUCAACAGCAAAAGACCUCCACAUUAUCUACUUCUUCUAAUGGUAGCAACAAUAGUUCAUGGCGUAGACGUAAACAAAAUGGUCAUAUCCCAAGACCAAAGAACUGUUUCAUGGCCUAUCGUGAACACAUCCAACACGAGAUCCUUUCACAAAACCCCGGAAUGAAUAAUAAGUAUGUCAGCGUCGUCGCUGCUGAAAAGUGGAAUAAAGAAUCCGAAGAAACCAAAAAUUUUUGGCGUGAAAAAGCUCAAUUGUUAAAAAUUGAACACGGGCUUAAAUAUCCAAACUACAAAUUUGCCCCUAAAAAGAAACAACCAAAAAGUGCAGCCAAUAAUAAUGAUAGCAAUGAUGACAUUAUGUCAGUUAAAACUAAUAAAGUCAUAAAGAAAUCUUCUUCCAGCUCCAGCAAGAUUUUAACAGAAGGCAUGGCUAAAAAUUUAUUAAACAAUAACAAUGAAAACUUUGAAAAUAAUGGUUUGAUUGUUGAUAAUAUCUGGAGUCAUUAUCGUUCUUCUUCAGUGGAAUCAAUUACUUCAUGGACUAGUGCACAAUUUAAAGGUGUUAAGGAGCGAGAAUGA